Messenger RNA from Vollenhovia emeryi, 2119 nucleotides. RefSeq names its product pyruvate dehydrogenase E1 component subunit beta, mitochondrial-like (gene Pdhb). Gene Ontology annotation, biological process: pyruvate decarboxylation to acetyl-CoA. NCBI's taxonomy places the organism in Eukaryota, Metazoa, Arthropoda, Insecta, Hymenoptera, Formicidae. Bases 209 to 1270 code for a protein of 353 amino acids. The record is from RefSeq and is a predicted model, not a curated record. Gene Ontology annotation, molecular function: pyruvate dehydrogenase (acetyl-transferring) activity. The transcript is spliced from 5 exons.
CGCUCCGGAGCGACGCACGUUUCGUAACCAGCUGUUCUCGAACGGUGCGCGUCCUUGGCUCCGUUAACGCGUGUUUCAACACUAGGAGACGUGCUUUCUUCACAGACGUCUCCCGAGUCGUCUUCCGAGAAAGAGAGAGAGAUCAGGGAAGCAGCACCUCGCGAGAAAACCUCCGUCGUCUCGCCCGCCCCCUCGUCAACGACCCAACAUGCUCACGACCGCCGUGAGGACUGUCGCCCGCCGCUCGUUCUCCACGUCGAGAUGGACAGCGGCGCAGCAGAUGACCGUGCGGGACGCCCUCAACUCGGCCCUGGACGAGGAGAUGGAGAGGGACGAGAAGGUGUUUCUCCUCGGCGAAGAGGUGGCUCUUUACGAUGGCGCGUACAAGGUCUCCCGCGGCCUCUGGAAGAAGUACGGGGACAAGCGCGUCAUCGACACACCGAUCACGGAGGCUGGUUUCACCGGCAUCGCCGUUGGGGCAGCUAUGGCCGGCCUGCGACCAGUCUGCGAAUUCAUGACGUUCAACUUCUCGAUGCAAGCGAUCGAUCACGUCAUCAACUCCGCCGCCAAGACGUUCUACAUGUCCGCGGGUAGAGUCAACGUGCCGAUCGUGUUCCGCGGUCCUAACGGUGCCGCCGCGGGUGUAGGGGCGCAACACUCGCAGUGCUUCGGCGCCUGGUACAGCCAUUGUCCCGGCCUAAAGGUGGUGUCGCCCUACAACAGCGAGGACGCCAAGGGUUUGCUCAAAGCUGCCAUUCGGGAUCCCGAUCCGGUGGUGGUGCUGGAAAACGAGAUACUGUACGGCGUACAGUACCCCAUGUCCGACGAGGCCUUGACCAAGGACUUUGUUCUACCCAUUGGCAAAGCUAAGAUAGAACGGGUGGGCAAUCACGUGACGUUGGUGGCACAUUCCAAGGCUGUCGAGGAGGCCCUCGAGGCGGCCAACGAGCUCGCCGGGAAGGGGAUCGAGGCCGAGGUGAUUAAUCUACGUUCUCUCAGGCCGCUGGACAUGGACACUAUCGUGCAGUCUGUGGUGAAGACGAAACACCUGCUGACGGUCGAGCAGGGCUGGCCGCAGUGCGGCAUCGGCGCAGAGGUCAGCGCGAGAAUCGCCGAGAGCGAAGCCUUUUAUCAUCUUGACGCACCUGUGAUUCGCAUCACGGGAGUCGACACGCCUAUGCCGUACACGAAAUCGCUGGAGAUCGCGGCCUUACCACAGAUCAGAGACAUAGUGAGUGCCGUUAACAAAUUGUUAGGCGUCACGCAGUAGUCAAUUAUACCGAAAGUACUUAGGUGAAAACGAUAUUUCUACGGUUUUCCUGGCACACGCCAGUUUUCCUAUUCCCAUCAACGUAUCUACCCGGUGCAGCAUGCCUCGUCCAAGUAUCGACGAACAAUAGUAGAGUAGACGCAGAGGAAUAACUAAAGUGACACCAAGUACAAAAUCUCCGUUCAGUAAAAAAUAAUAAUACUCUACCGCCGCUGGGUAGAAUAUUUUGGAAACAUUUCCUUAUAAGUUUGAUUCGCGUAAAGUUCUUUAGGCGGAAAGUACGUUUCGAGCGAAAGGAUGUUUGUGCAUUUCGUUACAAUGUACAAGCGAGGUCUAAGCAAAUGUGCUUCUUCAAACUAGCGCGCAAACAUGGUGCGAUGUGUAUUCUGUACAUAUAUACAAUAAAUAUACACGAUAUUAAUAAUGUUACUAGACGACGUGAUAAUAAAUGUAAAUAUAUAUUUUAAUAGUUAGCUAUAUUUUAUUUAAAACUCCCGAUUGCUAUAGUUGCCAGUGCAAGUUGAAAAAAAGAUCCAAUUCAUUUCGUUAAUAUUUAUAUUGGAUUUAAAUAAAUGAAAAUGAACUUCCAAUUGAAUAAUUAUGAAGCUAACAAAUAUACCGAGCUGUACUGCCGCGUCUACAGAAACUGCCUUUCACUUUGUAGAAUUUCACAUCGCGCGCUACAAUUAGAAAAUAUAUCAGUAACUUAUAAGAAAAUGUUGAUAGUGCCAAUAUGCGUUGUCGCACAUAUUUAUAUAUACUUAGCUGCACAAUUACAGGCGGCACGCAAGGUGCUGCAUCUGUCUACUAUUUAUUACAGAAAAUUAAUAAAUACUGUAAUGUACAAAU